This is a messenger RNA of Pleurotus ostreatus (oyster mushroom), 792 nucleotides long. RefSeq lists its product as uncharacterized. Bases 1 to 792 code for a protein of 263 amino acids. Lineage: Eukaryota; Fungi; Basidiomycota; Agaricomycetes; Agaricales; Pleurotaceae. The transcript has 2 exons. The record is from RefSeq and is a predicted model, not a curated record.
AUGGGCGGCACGUCAACUCGGAACUUCAGAAUGUUCAGAGAGCUAUGUGGUGACACUACACUCCGAAAUGUGGUCAUUGUCACGAACAUGUGGGGCGAGGUCUCUGUCGACAUUGGCGAGGCGCGCGAGGAAGAGUUGAAGAACCGGGAUAUCUUCUUCAAGCCCGUGCUAGGCAAGGGUGCCCAGAUGAAACGACAUGACAAUACAUUUGACUCGGCUUGUGCCCUCAUGCGUUGCAUUGCGUUCAAAGCUCCCCUGGCUUUGCGCAUUCAGAGGGAGCUGGUUGACGAGGAGAAGGACAUCACAGAGACUGCCGCCGGUGCCGAGCUCGGCCGCGAGUUGCACGAACAGGCGAUGAGAUACAAGGCAGAACAACGGCAGCUACAAGACGAAAUGAAGAAAGCACUGAGGCAGAAGGAUGAGCAGGCUCGAGAGGAACUCGAGCAAGCGACGGCGCAGCUGAACCGAGAUAUGAUGCGCGUGCAGAAUGAAUCACAACGCCUAGCUUCCUCUUACGCCGAAGAGAAAGACAGGCUCGAAAGAAGGAUGCAAGACCUUGAGGCGACAUCUCGCCUGGAAAUCGAACGGCAGGCUGCCGAGCACAAAAGGAGGGUGGACGAAGUCAAUGACAAGCUCCGGCGUACACAAGAGGCGGACUCGGUAGAAAGGAUGCAGCUGAACGCGACGGUGGAGCGCCUUCAACAACAGUAUGCUGAAGCUACUCGACGGCAAUCUCGACCCGGGAUUUUCAGCUCGAUUGGGGGUUUACUUGACUCGAUCCUUCCAUUCUAA